Messenger RNA from Suillus discolor, 944 nucleotides. RefSeq names its product CDP-alcohol phosphatidyltransferase-domain-containing protein. NCBI's taxonomy places the organism in Eukaryota, Fungi, Basidiomycota, Agaricomycetes, Boletales, Suillaceae. The record is from RefSeq and is a predicted model, not a curated record. The coding region runs from base 14 to 859 and encodes 281 amino acids. Gene Ontology annotation, cellular component: mitochondrion; membrane. Gene Ontology annotation, biological process: cardiolipin biosynthetic process. The transcript is spliced from 6 exons. Gene Ontology annotation, molecular function: cardiolipin synthase activity.
CUUCUCCAGAGUGAUGUACUCAACCUUGCACUGCAACUUUCUCGCGCUUCCUCUUCGCAGCCUCGCUUUCGCCUCAUGUCGUCCAAUUAUCCAAUCUUCUCUAUAUGCUAGUUCAUUCCAGCUCAAAGUCAGACACAGGAAUGUCUUCACCGCAGUUACCAGAGCCCUCUCUACCUCUUGUGUCAGAUGGUCUGACAGGAAGACCGACGACACUAAAGGUUCUGCUGCAAUUCCACCCUUAAGAGAGAACAUAUACACCAUACCAAAUAUGUUGACAGUUUCUCGGAUACUUUCGUGCCCUGUCCUCGGUUGGUCCAUACUGCAUGACGAUUUCUUCCUUGCGACCGGAUUGUUGGUAUAUGCUGGAUUGUCAGACUUAGCCGAUGGAUACCUGGCAAGACGCUUCAACAUGCAUUCAGUUCUCGGGACCAUUCUUGACCCUGCUGCGGACAAAACUCUCAUGACCACCCUCACGGUGACAUUAGCUAUGAAAGGAUUGCUUCCUAUCUCACUGGCCUCAAUAAUCAUCGGGCGCGAUGUGUUGCUGAGUCUUUCUGCCUUUUACAUUCGUUAUACAUCACUCCCCGCACCAAAAACAUUCUCUCGAUAUUGGGACUUUUCUAUACCAUCCGCUGAAGUACGGCCCACCACAAUCAGCAAGUACAAUACCUUUGCUCAACUCGCAUUAAUGUGCGCUACAACUGUCACCCCCAUCCUGCCUGUACAAUAUAACCUGUUUGUACCCGAAAUGCAAAUUUUGGUGGCCGUGACAACGGUUUGGAGUGGGUUGUCCUACGUGUUUUCUAAGGGUGCUGUGCGAAUAGUAUCGGAGACACGCAAGAAGAUUCCACCUUCAUAACACGCAAUUCAGGUUUCCGCACUACCAAGGCCUGGUGCAGGGUGUACAAGAUCUUGAUUUAGGAUACCGAACUAAUGAUACAACA